AUGCCCUUCGAACAAAAGGAGUUCUCACCCGCUCCACCCCUCCCACACCCAGGAACCCCGAUAGACUCCCCCGCCGCGAAGCCGUGGUACUCCGUCGGCACGGGGAUCUGGGAGUUGCUCCUAAACGGAGAUGCAGAGCACAAGGCUGUUCUCCAAUGGUGGGAACCGAACGUUACAACUGCGCCUGGGCCGAUCACACACUCCUUCACCGAAGAGGUGUGUUUCUUGCAGGGAGGCCUGGAAGAUCUUACCCUGCAACGGGCAUGGACUGUGGGUGCGUAUGCGUAUCGCAAGCCUGGGAUGAAACAUGGGCCGUAUCGGGCGUUGGGGGAGGGCUGUUUAAUGUUUGUUAAGGUCGUGCCUGGUUUCCCCUAA
This is a messenger RNA of Penicillium canariense, 375 nucleotides long. RefSeq lists its product as uncharacterized. The record is from RefSeq and is a predicted model, not a curated record. NCBI's taxonomy places the organism in Eukaryota, Fungi, Ascomycota, Eurotiomycetes, Eurotiales, Aspergillaceae. The coding region runs from base 1 to 375 and encodes 124 amino acids. The transcript has a single exon.